AUGAACAAAUUUAAUUGUCCAUUGUCCGUUAUUUACAUUGUUGUAUACGAAUGCGACUGCCUCUUUAAAGAUUACCUGCGCCAUAUUCAUCUCCGCGCUGGCCCCAUGUCUUCCGACGAAAAGGAAAUGUCCCCCGUGGACGUUGCGCCCGACGCGAAAGCCUCCAAGCGCAAGGCCGACGUCGAGGAGAUCGAGGUUGAUAUUACCGCCCCGGAACCGCCAUCGAAGCGCGCGCGCCGUGCCCUGAAGAAGGGCAAACCCGCGACCUCGAAAGCGAAAAAAGACAACGACAACGACGACCUCGAAGACGACGAGUCGGCAGACAAGGACAAGAAGGACGACAAGGCGGCCCGCUCCGAGCACGGCGUCUGGAUCGGCAACCUGCGCUUCACCGUGACGCCCAAGGAGCUGCGCCAGUGGCUCAUUGACAACUCCGGCGGCGCCCUCACCACCGAGAUGAUUACCCGGCUCAAGCUGCCCCUGUCCAAGCCGCCCGGCAAGCCCGGCAAGCGCGACAAGACGGCCGACCAGCCGCCGCCCGCGAACAAGGGCUUUGCGUACGUGGACUUUGUCGACGUGGCGGCCAAGGUGGCUGCCAUUGCGCUGUCUGAGACGGAGUGGCACGGGCGCCGGCUGCUGAUCAAGGACUCGACCUCGUUUGAGGGCCGGCCGAAGAAGGAGCCAGGCGAGCCCGAGGGCAAGGACGGCAAGCCCGUCGUGGACCCUAAUGCGAGCCGUAAAAUCUUUGUUGGUAACAUGAGCUUCAAGACCACCGAGGAGGACGUGCGCCGCAACUUUGACAAGUGCGGCGAGAUUGAGUGGGCCAAGGUGGCCACCUUUGAGGACACGGGCAAGUGCAAGGGCUACGGCUGGGUCAAGUUCAAGGAGCCCGAGGCCGCGGCCUGGGCGGUCAAGGGCUUCGUCAAGAUCAAGGAGGCGGUCGAGACCGAGGACGAUUUCCGCGACGCCAGCGACGCCAGCGACGACGAGGGCGAGGGCGAGGAGGACCAGAAGAAGACGAAGAAGAGCCAGCCGCAGAAGCAGUUUAGGACCCGCAAGUGGUACGUGAACCGCAUGCUCGGCCGCGAGCUCAAGCUCGAGCUGGCCGAAGACGACCAGUCCCGCUACAAGAAGCGCUUCGGCAAGGACAGGCCGGCGGCGGCGGCGGCGGACCGAGGCGCACCGCGUGAGGGCGGCGAGAGGAGAGAGCAUAGGCAUAAAAAGGCUGACGGCGCGGCGGAUAUCCAGGAGGCGCGCUUGACGGGUAGAGUGGUUGAGCAUACGGGUAGCAAGGUUACGUUUGAUUAG
This is a messenger RNA of Cordyceps militaris CM01, 1308 nucleotides long. RefSeq names its product RNA binding protein Rnp24, putative. The record is from RefSeq and is a predicted model, not a curated record. Gene Ontology annotation, cellular component: cytosol. The transcript has 2 exons. Gene Ontology annotation, molecular function: mRNA binding. Bases 1 to 1308 code for a protein of 435 amino acids. NCBI's taxonomy places the organism in Eukaryota, Fungi, Ascomycota, Sordariomycetes, Hypocreales, Cordycipitaceae.